Sinocyclocheilus rhinocerous is the source of this 1094-nucleotide messenger RNA. RefSeq names its product troponin T type 2a (cardiac) (gene tnnt2a). Gene Ontology annotation, cellular component: troponin complex. NCBI's taxonomy places the organism in Eukaryota, Metazoa, Chordata, Actinopteri, Cypriniformes, Cyprinidae. The record is from RefSeq and is a predicted model, not a curated record. Gene Ontology annotation, molecular function: troponin I binding; tropomyosin binding; troponin C binding. The transcript has 14 exons. Bases 65 to 856 code for a protein of 263 amino acids. Gene Ontology annotation, biological process: cardiac muscle contraction; sarcomere organization; regulation of muscle contraction.
CAGAGCACGCCUCUCAGACAGACAGCCUUCCUUCACACAUCUCUGCUGGUAUAUCAGAGUAAAAAUGUCAGACAACGAAGAAGUGGAGGAGUACGAGGAGCAGGAGGAGGCUCAUGAGGAGGAAGCAGGAGAACAGGAAGAGACCACUCAGGAACAUGAUGGUGAAGAAGACACCGAAGAUGGAGGAGAUGAGGCGAAACCCAAAUUCCUAAAACCAUUUAUGUUGCCGAACCUGGUGCCCCCAAAGAUUCCAGAUGGAGAAAGAGUUGAUUUUGAUGAUAUCCAUCGUAAACGUAUGGAGAAAGACCUGAAUGAGCUCCAGACGCUGAUUGAAGCUCACUUUGAAAGCCGUAAGAAGGAGGAGGAGGAACUCAUCAGUCUUAAAGAUAGGAUUGAGAAGCGACGCUCCGAGCGAGCAGAGCAGCAGAGGAUCUGCAGCGAACGCGAGAGGGAACGACAGAAGCGUUUGGAGGAGGAAAGAGCUCGCAAAGAGGAAGAGGAAGCCAAAAAGAGAGCGGAGGACGACGCCAAGAAGAAGAAGACGCUCACCAGUCUGCACUUCGGUGGUUACAUGCAGAAGAUAGAGAGACGGAGUGGAAAGAAACAGACUGAGAGAGAGAAGAAGAAGAAGAUUCUUAGUGAUCGCCGCAAACCUUUGGACAUCGACAAUGCCAGCAACUCUGCUCUCAGGGAGAAAACAAAGGAACUGUGGAGCUGGAUGCGUCAACUAGAAGCAGAGAAGUUUGAGUUACAGUACCAGUUUACCAAACAGAAAUAUGAGAUCAAUGUCCUGAGGAACAGAGUCAGUGACCACCAGAAAACGUCAAAGAGAACCAAGAGGGGCCUCAGGAAGUGAAUGCUGUGUGGAAAGACAAACUCGACUCUGCACAAACCCACAGAGAUCAUGUCCAGGAGAGCUGCGUAUACUACUUUACAGAUUCUGUUGCUUUUAUUUAGUCCUCACUGAAUAAACACUUUAGAUUUUGACUGAACAAAACGAAUAAAAAUGAGAAAAUUAAGUAGCAAAAAUGAUUUUGUUAACUUGUGUAGGCCUACACAACUUUUAAUAAAAAUUGCAUAAAUGCAUGAGUGAA